CAAGGUCAGACUCUCACGGUGGGACGGUGGCCAGAGCGCAGCCGACCUGAUUCUGUGCGUUUGCAGGAGGGAUGGAACAGAUAGGCCGGAGCACAGCCUCGCCUGCAGAGCUGUAGACCGCCUUUAAGGUGAAUUUCUGCGGUGUGCAUUGGGAAGUUUGUACUUCAAUUGUCCCUCUUGCGCUGCCCUCCGCGUGGUGAACUCGGAUUUGUUUUCCUGCCAUUGAACAUGUCUUACGUUUACGGAGCCAUUGCCAUUGUUUGGCUGGCAUUGCUUUCCUGGGGCAUCUACAAACUAGUUGUUGGGUACAUUCUUCCUCCUUCCCACUUCCCUAAGAAUAUCCCUACAAUUCCCUUCUACUUUACACUUAUUCCUCUCUUCAAAGAUGUGGACCAGGAAGCCCUGUGGCACAAGUAUAUGAAGAAGCCGUUGACAGAGUACGGUGCCGUGAAGAUCUACUUUGGUGGGGCCUGGAACGUCCUGGUAACACGACCGGCCUUCAUCAAUCAGGUUUUCAAGCAGGACGACAUCUUUCCCAAAGCUGGGAAUCAUGUCAAGAAUCCUCAGUCAAUUCUGGCUCUGUAUACCGGCGAGAAUGUUAUUAGCACCAUCAACGAUCAAUGGCGAACUUUCGCAUCGAUUGUCAAGCCCGGACUUCAGGCGGACGUCGACACAUCGAUCAUUGUCAAGAACGCGCAGAAGCUAGUCGAUCUUCUCCUUGAGGAACAGAAGCAGAAAGGCAGUGUUGUUAUGCCCAAGCCUCUCCAAGACUACACCUUGGCGAAUUUGAGCGAAGCGUUGCUCGGCGCGAGCUUUAAUACACUGGGAAAUACAAACGCACCUAUGUCAACACUUCAGUCGGCUAUCAAGCCUAAGAUAUUCAAUCCAUUCUAUCUCAACUUCCCGUUCUUGGAUCACUUCAAGAUCCCCUCGCGUGAGCAGGCACGGAGACUGGUCAUCGAGUUCAAGGCGAAGCUCAGUGAUAUUGUACUCUCCGGACAUCAGCACAAGCACCCGGAAGGUAUGGACUCCAAUCACCUAGGAUGCAGACUGGUUACCGCAUACGAGACCGGUAUCAUUAACCGGUAUCAUUUCCAACAAAAUUGCCUAUCGAUGUUUCUUGCUGGACAUGAGAACCCGCAGAUUCUGUUGCUGUCCAUGAUGAGGAUGCUUGCGGAACACCAGGACCUGCAAAAGCAGCUUCGUGAACAGAUUCUUGCGCUCCCAGAAGAGGACCGUAUGAAUCCGCAUGUGUUAGCAGAGAUUCCUCUCCUUACAGCUACUAUUUAUGAGACGCUCCGUCUAUAUCCUCCGAUCUCCCAGCUGCUCAACCGUCGCACCGAGCAAGACGUUAUGCUGGGCGAGAACAUUCUUCUCAAAAAAGGUACCUACCUUGGCUACAAUGGAUAUACCACCAACCGUGACACCGAGUUCUGGGGCGCCGAUUCCCACGAGUUCCGCCCCUCACGCUGGGGCUCCAACUCCGAAGACAUUCAGAUGCUAUUCCGCAAGGCGAGCAGCAAGUCCACUUUCAUCAGCUUCCAUGGAGGAAGGAGGACAUGCCUUGGGAUCAAGUUUGCUAUGAUGGGCGCUAGGGUGUCAAUGGCCAUGUUUUUGACAAAGUUGGAGUGGAAACUAGACCCUUCUUGGCCGAGGAGGAUGACGCCGGCUGGGCCGUUGAUGCCACGGAUGUUGAAACUACAAUUUACGAGUUUGGAAAGCGAGAAGGCUUAGAGCAUAUCAUCUAAAGGCAGUUCACACACAUGUCUAAAAGGG
Molecule: messenger RNA, 1776 nt
Organism: Westerdykella ornata
Lineage: Eukaryota; Fungi; Ascomycota; Dothideomycetes; Pleosporales; Sporormiaceae
Product: Dit2 protein
Exons: 5
Coding region: 229-1734 (501 amino acids)
Molecular function (GO): iron ion binding; oxidoreductase activity, acting on paired donors, with incorporation or reduction of molecular oxygen; heme binding
Source: RefSeq, a predicted model, not a curated record